AUGAGCUACAGGGGCGGUGGGGAGCGAAGGCGGGAAGAACGCACCAGAUAUGGCGGCGGUGAUGGUGGAGAACGCCGCGAUUAUUCGGACAGGCGCGGAACAGCGCACCAAGACAGACGAGGGGCUCACCACCAGGCCUCCUACGUGGGAAACAAACGUGGCAGGGAGGACGUGGCUCCCGCAGACCCGAAGCGCGACCUCAUCAGGCUGCUGCUGCGCCUGGGCGAGCCGCAA
Monoraphidium neglectum is the source of this 234-nucleotide messenger RNA. RefSeq lists its product as hypothetical. NCBI's taxonomy places the organism in Eukaryota, Viridiplantae, Chlorophyta, Chlorophyceae, Sphaeropleales, Selenastraceae. The annotation marks the transcript as partial. The transcript has a single exon. The record is from RefSeq and is a predicted model, not a curated record.